Molecule: messenger RNA, 8810 nt
Organism: Cottoperca gobio
Lineage: Eukaryota; Metazoa; Chordata; Actinopteri; Perciformes; Bovichtidae
Gene: sptbn4b
Product: spectrin, beta, non-erythrocytic 4b
Cellular component (GO): spectrin
Molecular function (GO): phospholipid binding; structural constituent of cytoskeleton; actin binding
Source: RefSeq, a predicted model, not a curated record
GGAGGAGAGGUUGUGUCAGGUGGAAACGGGGACCUCGAUGGAUAUCAUCAUCUCCCUCCACCGGCUCGCAUCCUCAGCACCGACAGCAUCUCCCGGCCGGCGGUCACCGCUGCGGGCACACAGCGCACUUUUUAUGCGCCAAAGCGUUGCAUUUCCACGGUAGAGACUCCCGGGGCUGCUUCUGUAAUCACACUGACAACCCGCUUCUUCCUGUAAUAAGGACUAAUCGAGGGAAGACCCAGCUGGAAUAAAAGCGGAGCGUCAGUUCCUCCAUUGAUAAACCGCUCUCCUCAUCGAUUCAGCCCAACGACGUCUUGGUAUAGGAGGAGGACAAAACCAAUCCAAAAAACUGACACUAAAGCUGAAGGGCGUCGGGCGCGAUGGCUAAUGCCUCCCCAGACCUGGACAACGCGGAAGCCCAGCGCCAGCUCAACAACAACAACCGACCAAGCAGCUCGGGAUUCUGGGAGACAGAGUGUACCAGCUCCAAGCUGUUCGAGUGCUCCCGCAUCAAGGCCCUGGCAGAUGAACGUGAUGCGGUGCAGAAGAAAACCUUUACCAAGUGGGUUAACUCCCAUCUGGCCAGAGUGUCCUGUCGCAUAGCUGACCUCUACAACGACCUGAGGGAUGGAUACAUGCUCACCAGACUGCUGGAGGUCCUCAGUGGAGAGCUGCUGCCGAGGCCUACACGAGGUCGUAUGCGGAUCCACUGCCUGGAGAACGUUGACAAAGCUCUCCAAUUCCUUAAAGAACAGAGGGUUCACCUGGAAAAUGUUGGUUCCCAUGACAUUGUGGAUGGAAACCACCGCCUCACCCUGGGCCUUAUGUGGACCAUCAUCCUACGCUUCCAGAUCCAGGUGAUCAAAAUAGAGACAGAGGAUAACAGAGAAACCCGCUCUGCCAAGGAUGCCCUGCUGCUCUGGUGCCAGAUGAAGACCGCAGGGUACCCUGAGGUCAACAUCCAGAACUUCACCACCUGCUGGAGAGACGGCCUCGCCUUCAACGCCCUCAUACACAGACACAGACCUGAUCUUAUAGAGUUCCACAAGCUGACGCGGUCCAAUGCAACCCACAACCUCCAGCAAGCCUUCAACAUCGCUGAGCAGCACCUGGGCCUCACCAAACUCCUGGACCCUGAGGAUGUGAACACAGAGAACCCAGACGAAAAGUCCAUCAUCACCUAUGUGGUCUCCUACUACCACUACUUCUCCAAGAUGAAGGCUCUUAUUGUGGAGGGCAAAAGGGUUGGCAAGGUACUAGACAACUGUAUUGAGGCCGAAGAAAUCGUCAACCGCUAUGAGGCUCUGGCGUCAGACCUGCUGGACUGGAUAGAAAAGACCAUCGCGGUCAUCAGCAACCAGAAGUUUGCCAACUCGCUGACCGGAGUUCAGCAGCAGCUACAGGCUUUUACAACCUACUGCACCAUAGAGAAGCCCAUCAAGUUUCAGGAGAAGGGGAAUCUUGAGGUCCUUCUGUUCACCAUCCAAAGCAAGCUCAGAGCCAACAACCAGAAACCCUUUGUGCCUCAUGAUGGGAAGCUCAUCUCAGACAUCAACAAGGCCUGGGAGAGGCUGGAAAAGGCGGAACAUGAGAAGGGUGUGGCUCUGCGUAAGGAGCUGAUUCGUCAGGAGAAGCUGGAGCUGCUGGCUCAGUGCUUUGACCACAAAACCACCAUGAGACAAGCCUGGCUGAAUGAGAACCAGAGACUUGUAUCACAGGACAAUUUUGGCUAUGACCUUCCAGCAGUCGAGGCAGCAAUGAAGAAACACGAGGCCAUCGAGGCGGACAUAGCCUCGUAUGAAGAGCGGAUUGGCGUGGUGGUGGAACUUGGUGCAGAGAUGGAGGCAGAAGGAUACUACGACAUACGGCGGAUCUUGGCACGAAAGGAAAACAUCCUGGGCCAGUGGAGUCUGCUGAAGGAGCUGGUGGCUGGGAGGAGGACCCGGCUAGAGAAGAACCUCGCCCUGCAGAAGACUUUUCAGGACAUGGUCUACAUGAUCGACUGGAUGGAGGACACACAGGUCCAGCUUCUGUCCAAGGACUUUGGGAAGCAUCUUUUGGAGGUGGACGACCUGCUGCAGAAACACAGCCUGCAGGAAGCCGACAUCACAGUGCAGGCUGAGAGGGUCGAGACACUCAACACCUCUGCACUCAAAUUCACCACGAUAGAGGGUUACCAACCGUGUGACCCACAGGUGAUCUGUAACCGUGUCAACCAUGUCUCUACCUGUCUGGAGGAGCUGAAACAACUGGCAGCUAAAAGGCGCGAGGAGCUUGAGGAGUCGAGACAACUGUGGGCCUUCUUUCAGGAGCUGGAGGAGUCGGAGGCCUGGAUCAGAGAGAAGAGCUCCAUCCUGGGAACUCAGGGUUAUGGGAAGGACCUGAGCAGUGUGCUGAAGUUACUACAAAAACACAAGACUCUGGCUGGAGAACUGCUGGCUCACCGGUCGCUGCUGCAGAACACCAUGAAACGAGGAAAGCAGAUCCUGAGUGAGAAGAGCUUUGGCACGGCGGGGAUCCAGGAGCGCAUCAUGGAGGUGAAGGGCGAGUGGAAGAGGCUGGAGGACCAGGCCGCGCAGCGUCUUGGCCACCUGCAGGAGGCGCUAAACUUUUUUCAGUUCUCCACGGAGACGGACGACCUGGUGGCUUGGCUGCAGGACGCUUACCGCCUGGUCUCCAGCGAAGACUUUGGACACGAUGAGUACUCCACCCAGUCCCUUCUGAAGAAACACAGAGGGGUCAGCGAGGCCAUCGACAAACAUCGUCUGCAUGUACUGGCACUGCGCAAACACAUGGUGGCGCUGCCUCUGCGGUACCGUGAUCAGGAGGAGGUGCAGAUGCGUAUGGGAGAGGUGGAGCAGCUGUAUACCGAGGUGGCCGAGGUUGCAGUGCUCAGACAGCAGUGGCUUCAUGACGCCCUCGCCGUCUACCGCAUGUUCAGCGAGGUCAAUGCCUGCGAGCUGUGGAUUGAUGAGAAGGAGCAGUGGUUGGACAAGAUGGAGAUCCCAGAGAGACUGGAGGAUGUGGAGAUGGUGGCACACAGGUUUGAGAGCUUGGACCAGGAGAUGAACAGCCUGAUGGGAAGGAUCCUGGACGUUAACCAGAUAGUUCAGCAGCUCCUGGAUGGAGGUCAUCCGUCCUCUACAGAGGUCAGAGGAUGUCAGGAUCACCUCAACUCCAGGUGGAACAGCAUUGUGGAGCUGGUUGAGCAGAAGAAAGGUCAGCUGGACUCCAUGUUACGCCUGCAGAACUACCUGCUGGAGUGUGCCGAGAUCAAGUCCCAGAUCCAGGACAAGAGAAAAGCCAUCGACGCCACUCAGUACAUGGGCAGCGACCUGGGAGGAGUCAUGGCUCUGCAGAGACGCCUCUCCACCAUGGAGGGGGCCCUGUCUGUCCUGGAGCCCAAACUACUGCAUCUCCAGGAAGAGGCGGAGCAUAUGGCCACCGCCCACCCUGGUCGGGCCAUGGAGGUUCUCGUUCCGUUUGAUGGCAUCAGUGUGGAGUGGGAGGAGCUGAAAUGCACCCUGCAGGGCUGUGAGGACUCGCUGACGGUGGCUAGCAGGCUGCAGAGCUUCAUUCAGGACCUGGACUCUUUCCUCACCUGGUUGGUCCAGACGCAGACGGCCGCCGCCUCAGACCAGCUGCCCAACAACCUAGAAGAGGCCGAGAAACUCAUCAACAAACACGCUGCCCUGAAGGAGGAGAUUGGACGGUAUGAAGAGGACUACGAGCGCCUGCAGGCCAUGAACGAGCUGCUGGAGUCCGAUGAGGCUCCUCUUCCUCAGGCCGCCCUGCAGCAGUGGCUCCAGAAGCUCGAUGUCGGCUGGAACAAACUGCUGGAGAUGUGGGAGAGCAGGAGAGAAGUUCUGGUCCAGGCUCACAUUUUCCAUCUGUUCCUGCGAGAUGUCAAACAGGCCGAGUCCUUCCUCAACAACCAGGAGUCGGCCCUCGCUCACGUGGAGCUGCCCACCACGGUGGAAACAGUCGAAGCCGCCAUAAAGAAACACAAGGACUUCACCACCACCAUGGAGCUGAAUCUGCACAGGAUCAAAGCUGUGAUCGAGGCUGGAGAGAGUCUGAUCAGCCAGAGCAACAUCUACUCUGAACGCAUCAAGGAGCGCAUCGACACCCUCGCCAACAGGGGAAACCAGAACAGAGAGCUGGCCCAGCAGUGGCUGGACAAACUGAACGACCAGUGGGAACUUCAGAGGUUUCUUCAGGACUGUCUUGAGCUGGGGGACUGGGUGUGUGAGAAGAUGCUGAUGGCGAGGGACAGCAGCCGAGACGAGACCCAGAAGCUUCAUAAGAAAUGGCUGAAGCACCAGGCCUUCAUGGCAGAGUUGGCCCAGAAUAAGGAAUGGCUGGACAAAAUUGAAAAGGAGGGUCAGCAGCUGAUCCAGGAGAAGCCGGAGCUCAGCCAGGUGGUCCGGAUGAAGCUGGAGGAGAUCAGAGAGUGCUGGCAGGACCUGGAGAGCACCACCCAGGCCAAAGCCCGCCAGCUCUUUGAGUCCAACAAGGCCGACCUGCUGGUGCAGAGCUACGAAAGCAUGGAUCAGAGACUUGGCCAACUGGAGUGUCAACUGGCCUAUGUGGACCAGGGACAGGACCUCACUACUGUCAACAAGCAGCUCAAGAAACUACACACCAUGGAGAGCCAGAUGGAGGAGUGGUAUAAGGAGGUGGGGCAGCUCCAGGUGCAGGUGGCCUCCAUCCCACAGCAGACACAGAUCAAGGAGACGGUUGCAGAGCGUCAAGCCGUCGUAGAGGCCAGGAUGGUGCGUCUGAUCGAGCCACUGAAGGAGAGACGACGCAUCCUGCUGGCGUCCAAGGAAGUUCACCAAGUCGGACGAGACCUGGAGGAUGAGAUUUUGUGGGUCCAGGAGCGCCUCCCGAUGGCCAUGUCUCAGGAGCACGGCUCCUCUCUGCAGGCCGUCCAGCAGCUCAUGAAGAAGAACCAGACACUUCAGAGGGAGCUCCAGGGCCACAGGAGCAGGAUCGACGAUGUACUGGAGAGGGCGGGUAUCAUCGCUUCCAUACGCAGCCCAGAGGCCGACUAUGCCAGGGCGGGCCACGACCAGCUGGCCCAGCUGUGGGCUCUGCUCUGGCACGAGACUGAGAGAAGGCAGCUGGUCCUGGACGCCAUGUACCAGGCCCAGCAGUACUACUUUGACACAGCCGAAGUGGAGGCCUGGCUGAGCGAGCAGGAGCUGCACAUGAUGAACGAGGAGAAGGGGAAGGACGAGCCGAGCACACUGCAGCUGCUGAAGAAACACUUAGUCCUGGAACAGACCAUCGAGGACUACGCUGAGACCAUCGGCCUGCUGUCACAGCAAUGUCGACAGCUGCUGGAGAUGGGGCAUCCAGACUGCGAGCAGAUCAGCAAGCGUCAGUCGCAGAUCGACCGUCUGUACGUGUCUCUGAAGGACCUGGUGGAGGAGAGGAAGAGCCGCCUGGAGCAGCAGUACUGGCUCUACCAGCUCAACAGGGAGGUUGACGAGCUGGAGCAGUGGAUCGCUCAGAGGGAGGUGGUCGCCAGCUCGCCUGAACUGGGUCAAGACUAUGAGCAUGUCACUGUCCUGCAGGAGAAGUUUACAGACUUUGCAUCAGAGACGGGCAGUGUGGGACAGGAGCGAGUGACAGCCGUCAACCAGAUGGUGGAUGAGCUCAUUGACUAUGGCCACUCAGAGGCGGCCACCAUCGCUGAAUGGAAAGAUGGGGUAAACGAGGCCUGGGCCGACCUACUGGAGCUCAUGGAGACCCGGGCGCAGAUGCUCGCCGCCUCACACCAGCUGCACAAGUUCUUCUCUGACUGCAGAGAGGUUUUGGCCCAGAUUGAGGACAAACAUCGAAGGCUGCCGGAAGUUCGAGCUCGGCAGGGCAGCACUGCCAACACCAGCACCCUGCAGAGACUCCUGCACAGCUUUGAACAGGACAUACAGCUGCUGGUCACACAAGUGCGUCAGCUGCAGGAGAGUGCCGCGCAGCUGAGGACGGUGUAUGCCGGCGAGAAGGCUGAAGCCAUCGCAUGCCGCGAGCAUGAAGUGAUGCAGUUCUGGAAAGAGCUGCUGACGUCCUGCGAGGAGUGUCGAGUACAGAUUACCACUGAGACGGACAAGCUGAGGUUCUUCGGCAUGGUCCGAGAUCAGAUCACGUGGAUGGAAUCGAUCAUCUGUCAGAUAGGGACAGGAGAGAAGCCCAGGGAUGUGUCUUCAGUAGAGGUGCUGAUGAAUUAUCACCAUAGUCUGAAGAGCGAAGUGGAGGCUCGCACCCGGAGCACCCUGGACUGUAUCGAGAUGGGCAAAACUCUGCUGGCUGCUAGAAACCCAGCAGCUGAAGAGAUCAAGGAGAAGCUGGACAAGGUGAUUACUAAGCAAUAUGAGCUGUCUGAGAAGUGGGACAAGCACUGGGAAGUCCUACAGCAAUUGUUGGAGGUUCACCAGUUUGCUCAGGAGGCUGUAGUGGCGGAAGCGUGGCUGACCGCUCAGGAGCCGCUCAUCAGCAGCAACGAGUUUGGCGCGAGUGUAGACGAGGUGGAGCAGCUGAUUCGUCGACAUGAAGCUUUCCGUAAAGCAGCCGCUACCUGGGAGGAGCGAUUUAGCUCACUGCGACGACUCACCACGGUAGAAAAGUUGAAAGCAGAGCAAAGUAAACUACCCCCGACCCCUCUGCUUGGUCGUAAAGUCUUCCUGGAUCCCCAAGAUGCCUUACCCAGUGCGUCCACCCUCCCCCGUCUCCCGCUCUCGCCUGUCAUGAGACAGACAAUCUAUGAGCAGAACGAAGCCAAUUCUCCUCAGUCGCCCUCACCUGCCACGCCUACACCCUCUCCUUCAUCUGUGGCUCGACGGCUGGGGUCUACAGUCGCUAACUACACACCUGUGAUGAAUGGCUCCAGCUACCGCAACACUCUGGAGGCGCGGCACGGUGGCGUAGUGGGUGUGGCUGCAGGACUAGGCCAGCCCGCACCUUUCUCGAUCGCCUCAGUUGCCACGGCGGCCAUGCUGGUCUCGGCCAACCAGGUGCGAGAGAGCACCAGCACAGCGAGAGACCAAGCGACAAAGGUGAUGAGUCACCUCCAGCCAGUACAGGCGGCGAGGACACUGGAUGUGAAAUCGUCCCCAUAUCUACGGCAACCCAAAAUCAAACACAUGGAUGAUGCGGUGACGCCACUGAUCGUGGCCAGCAGGCUAGAGAAAGCGAGGGAGAGGGAGAGGGGGAGGGAGAGAGAGUUGAUGAUGGGAGAGAUAGGGACGGAAAGAGCGGAGGUGGCUGUGAUGGCCGAGGUGGUGCUCCAGGAGCCAGGCCGGGAGCGCCUACAUAGCGAACCCACCAGAGGGCCUCGGGGGUCCAGGACUGACCCGUUGGGCCAGGCUGAGCCUCAGGUCCACACCCACGGCCACCACAGGAUAGAACGGCAGCUGUCCAGUGAGCAGCUGAUACAGGCACGCAGGGACGAGCUGCCUCAGGAGGUGUGGAGGGAACAGGCCGAGAGGCGGGAGAAGCGGACGCUGGAAAGGCAAACGUCCAGCGAGCAGGAGGGCCUCGGGGGCCACGAGGGCCGGCGGAGAGAGAGAGACCGACACCGGCUGGAGAGACAGGAAUCCAGUGAGCAUGACACCGGGAAAGAGCACUCUGACAAACGCUCAGGAGGAGGAGAAAAGAGAUCCACCAUGGCAGAGAUUGUAGAGCAGCUGCAAGAAAGAGAAGCAGCACAGGCCCGCGGUGAGGUGCCCCGCCUACCUAACGGGGUACCAGAGAAGUCUGGCAAACAAACACUCGACAGGCCUCGAGCUCGGGACAGACCAAAACCACGCCGUCGACCACGUCCCAAAGAGCAAGGAGAGACUACACGGCGGUCCAGGUCCGCUCCGGCCCAGAGCAGCCCGACUGUCCCCCAGCAGCCAACACACACCGCACACCACGAGGGCUUCCUUUUCCGCAAGCUGGACAUCGAGACCCUGAAGAAAAGCACCAAUAGGUCAUGGGUCAACCUGUACUGCGUGCUGAACAAAGGGGAGAUGGGUUUCUACAAGGACGCCAAGAACACCACCACGUCCUACAACAACGAGCCGCUGCUCAACCUCUCCCACUGCCACUGCGACGUCACCAACGGCUACAAGAAGAAGAAGAAUGUCUUCACGCUCAAAACUAAGGACGGCAGUGAGUUUUUAUUUCAUGCAAAAGAUGAGGACGACCUCAGAGUGUGGGUGACCAACAUCACCGCCAGUAUUACGGAGUACGAGGAGAUUGCCAAAUGGGGUCAGCCCCAACCAACUACCUCAUCCACCGACGAGGGCACGCGGCGCGACGGCAGCAAGGCGGACAACAGGUCAGAGCGAGGCGGCGAGCGCUCGGACCGGGCGGAGCGGAUCGAGCAGGCAGAUAAAGAAAAUGAGAAAGAGAGGGAGAUAGACAAGGAGAAGGAGAGAGAGAGGGGCGAACGGUCGGAGAAGUCAGAACGCGGCGGGAAGUCGGAAGCGAAGCGCUCGGAAAAGUCCGGUAAGAAAAAGUGAGCCGGGUGACAGAUCGGUCGGGAUUGAAUCGUAUGAACUCCGGAUAGGAGGCGGGGCUGUAGACUGGUAGUGAACGCCCCCCUCCUUCUCUCCGCCUCCAACACUGUCAACUAAGCGGUUGUGUUUGGAUGGGAAGUGACACACAGGACAGAAGGACUGACCCAGGCUCACUCAUAGGACGGACUGGACGGACUUGGAGCAGGAGACAUCUCUCUUUCUCUCUCUCCCUCUCUCUCUUUUAUUCUUCUUCUUCUGUGUCUCUGUGAGAACCACAGAGUCACUGACGCUCCGCCUACGCCC